Messenger RNA from Lethenteron reissneri (Far Eastern brook lamprey), 708 nucleotides. Its product is annotated as kelch-like protein 20. Gene Ontology annotation, molecular function: protein binding. Lineage: Eukaryota; Metazoa; Chordata; Hyperoartia; Petromyzontiformes; Petromyzontidae. The record is from RefSeq and is a predicted model, not a curated record.
AUGGACGUGAUGAACCGAUCGAGCGGCGGCGGGGACCCCAACGCCCUGCCCGAGGGCGUGUUGCCUACACCGGCAUGCAUGGUCUACGUGUCCGAGAAGCAUCCACGCAUCACCCUGGAGGCCAUCAGCGUGCUCCGGCGACACCGCAAGUUCUGCGAUGUCGUGCUGGUGGUGGGCAGCCGCAAGAUCUACGCGCACCGCGUGGUGCUGGCGGCGUGCUCCCCCUACUUCCACGCCAUGUUCACGGGCGAGCUGGCCGAGUCACGGCAGGAUGAGGUGUCCAUCCGUGACGUCGACGAGACGGCCAUGGAGCUGCUCGUUGACUUUGCCUACACGGCACAGAUCACGGUGGAGGAGUGCAACGUGCAGGCCCUGCUGCCGGCCGCCUGCCUGCUGCAGCUCGCCGAGAUCCAGGACACCUGCUGCGAGUUCCUGAAGCGGCAGCUCGACCCCUCCAACUGCCUGGGAAUCCGGGCCUUCGCCGAUACGCACGCGUGCCGAGACCUGCAGCGCACCGCCGUCAAGUUUACGCAGCACAACUUCCAGCAGGUAAUGGAGAGUGAAGAGUUCAUGCUGCUUCCUGCCAACCAGCUCAUCGACAUCAUAUCCACCGAUGAGCUAAACGUGCGCAGCGAGGAGCAGGUGUACAGCGCCGUCAUCGCCUGGGUCAAAUACAACAUCCAGGAGCGCCGGCCACAGCUACCCCAG